AUGGAUAAGAAUACGUCUACAAAUACUCUUACAGCUUUAACUCAACUUGAAACCUCCUUCAACGAGUUGUCAAUUGAUCGACACCUUCGCUGUCAGAUAUGUAAUAAAUAUUAUGAGCUACCAGUGUCAACAAAAUGUCAGCAUACUUUUUGUGCAGGGUGUUUAAAGUGCAAUUUUGAAAAUAAAGCAACAGCAAUGGAAUGUCCUAUAUGCGGAUAUUGGUUUACAUCAUUUGCACAAAUGUGUAAAAAUAGUAUUAUUGAAGAUUUUGUAAAAGAGUAUGAAAAAAUGAGAUCACUAAUAACACAACUAUACAAACAAGGCCUUGAAGUCAAAACUGAUAAAACUAUAGUGACCCCAGAAUCAUGCGAAUUAUCCAAUAAUUAUGGAGAAUGUAAUAAUCCAUCCAAACGGAUAAAAUUUGAAACCAGAGAGCAGGAGAACAUCUACAACAACGUUGAAAAUUGUAACAAACACGUAGAUAAGAAACCAAAAGUUGUAUAUGCAUUACUUAAAGACAAAGCUUUAAAAGAUGAGUUAAGGAAAGAAGGAUUGUCUGCACAAGGUACUAGGGAAGAGUUAAUUAGGCGCCAUGCUCAUUAUCUGAACCUUUGGAAUUCAAAUGUUGAUGCCACGAAAAGAAAAGAUAGAGUUGAAUUACUUAAAGAAAUGGUCAGAUGGGAGAAGGCACAGCGAAGUGGUGAUGCAAAGGGCGUUGUCAACAUUAAAAAGUCAUUGAUUAAUGAAGAUGAUGCAAAAUCUUACGAUAUCCUUGAUUAUUGUCUGCUUUAUUUGAAUUUAUCUUUCAUUAAUGCCUUAAUUUUUUACGGCAAUUUACAGAUUAGAUAUCAUGAUCAAUUCACCGAAUUGAUUAAACAGGCUAAGAAAGGCCAAAAAUAA
This is a messenger RNA of Cetraspora pellucida, 900 nucleotides long. NCBI's taxonomy places the organism in Eukaryota, Fungi, Glomeromycota, Glomeromycetes, Diversisporales, Gigasporaceae. The record is from the annotation of a GenBank genome assembly.